AAACUGCACCCCCCCCCCCCCUUUGCCUCUGUUGUCUAGCCACUAAAUGGUGGAUAAUACAGCCUAACUGUAAAGCUUUUCAUGGCUGCAAGGUUGUGUACGUUUAACUAAAGCCAGCAUGUCAGAGAGACACCGGGCGCUGCCGUCAUGGAUGGCAAAGAAGGAGGAGAAAGUGAAGAAAAAGGAGCCGCUGAAGAGCAGGAGAAGACAGAAAGUUGCACGAGCUGUUUUCUACUGUAUGAACGAGAAAGAGCUGGUGGAAGCGGCCGUGUCGUAUCUUACCAGUGGUGCCUGCGAGGAUGUGGAUCUCCUUACUGACCAAAAGGUUGAGGUCACAACAGGAGACACCACUGUGAAGAUCAGGGAGAAACCUGCCUCAUCAAAGACAAAAGCAAAGCCAGUGGCAGAAGCUUUGGAGGAGGAGUCCUCAGACUGCACUGAUGACCAGGAGAUGACAUAUGUUUCAGAAACAGACUUGGACAUUACUGAGGUGGAAACAGUGCCAUACACUAGGAGCCAGCAGCAUCAGGGACCUGAGAGUCAGGGGUCAGGACUAGUUCAGGAUCACAGUGGUCCAAUGAACGCUGAACUGGAGGCUGAGAAAAGAGAGGAGCGCUCACAGAUGCCAGCAAAUGCAGUGGAGGAGGAUGAUGCCUUAAGGCUUGUGCGGGAAAUUUUUUUCACCUGAUAAUGAAUUCCAUGGAAUGCCACUGAAAUGUGAGCACUUACCCUUGUAAAGUAUUUCCAACAAAGGAAAAGUCCUCUGUUCUAGGGGGAUGUUACCCAGAUCACAGUUUCACAAGACUGGCCAAUCAGUACUUGUGAAUGCACACAGCUCCUCCAUAAAGCUACAAACUGAGGAACUGAUCCUUUCGAUGUCACUGGGAAAUACCAUUUGGCAUAGCUCAGUGGAAAGUGGACGGAGAGACUCAACACUGCAUCAAAAUGAGUUGUAAAUGCUGAUGUAUACUUGUUAUCUCAAUAAAGCAAGAGUGUGCCUUCAAAAAGUUUA
This is a messenger RNA of Lates calcarifer (barramundi perch), 1012 nucleotides long. RefSeq lists its product as uncharacterized. Bases 119 to 688 code for a protein of 189 amino acids. The record is from RefSeq and is a predicted model, not a curated record. The transcript has 3 exons. Gene Ontology annotation, biological process: negative regulation of double-strand break repair via nonhomologous end joining. Lineage: Eukaryota; Metazoa; Chordata; Actinopteri; Centropomidae.